UUGGGUAUAAAAGAGCACGUGGUAGCCAUCAAGUAAUGAUAUAAGGCCAAUUUAUAGCUUGCUCUAAUUAUUGUUUCUGCAUCAGGACUUAAUGCAGACUUGUAGUGGCACAAGAAUGAAGAAGGAGGAAUUUAAUUCAUCUCCUAAAAAAUAUACAGAGACUGAAGCUGAUGAUGCAACUAAGUUCAAUAGCUCCUUGCAAGAACUCAAGGACUUGUGCUCUCAACUUCACCAUGCUGCAGAUUAUUGUGAGAAAACUUUUCAGAAAGCUGAAGAGAAAAGAGAUGUAGUGGAAAACACAAAAGAGUACCUUUGCAGAGCUGUUGUUACAGUCGUCGAUCAUUUAGGAAGCGUCUCAUCUAAACUUGAAUGCCGGAUUUCCAAGAUUGACACAGCUUCUGAAACAGAGCUUCGAAUCGAUGGCUUGACUCAAAGGCUAGCGACCUGCCAGCAAUACUCUCAAAUGCUUGCUCUCACAAGGCUUUGUUGGAAUACUGAAUUAGCAACACAUCAUCGUCGCUAUAUAUCACCACCAACUCAAGAUCUCAGGAGAACGAAAAUGUCAAGGGGAUUUAGUAUACCAAUGGAUAAUAAAAUUGUGGACAAGGAUGAAUUUGAGACAGAGGAAGAUGUGCCACUAUUUUUGUACACUUACAACUUUAAGCCAUCUCUACUAGAAGAUUCAGACAAAAAGUCUACCUAUUCACCUCCAGUGCUUCCGGUUCGAGAUGGCCUCUCUGUAGUACCAAAAGCACAAAAUUCCAAAUUUGAGUUUAAGGAUGCUCGAAAGCUAAAACGAAACAUAUUGAAUUGGAGACCGAUGCAUAAUAAGGAUAUCAGGUCACUCAUUCGACGAGGAAGAAGAAUAAUAACAUGAAUUUAUUAAGAGUAUGAAGACUGCCACUAAAAUUUCAUUCAAGAUUUUGUAGACUUGUGCAGGCUUCGAGUUACCGGUUUUUUAAAUAUGUAGUAUUAUUCUCGUUUUGAAAUUAUGUAUAUUAUAAAGGGAGCUUAUGCUGCAAAAAAUAUUCAAUAAAACACAUCAUGCAUUUCAAACU
Messenger RNA from Lycium barbarum (goji berry), 1058 nucleotides. RefSeq names its product probable protein ABIL5. The record is from RefSeq and is a predicted model, not a curated record. Lineage: Eukaryota; Viridiplantae; Streptophyta; Magnoliopsida; Solanales; Solanaceae. The coding region runs from base 92 to 877 and encodes 261 amino acids. The transcript is spliced from 8 exons.